Molecule: messenger RNA, 927 nt
Organism: Penicillium cataractarum
Lineage: Eukaryota; Fungi; Ascomycota; Eurotiomycetes; Eurotiales; Aspergillaceae
Exons: 1
Coding region: 1-927 (308 amino acids)
Source: RefSeq, a predicted model, not a curated record
AUGGAGGCUCCAAGAAAUCGAAAGCAGCGCCGUGCUGCCGCAGCGAAUAUGAAUACAGCUUCAGAAGAGCCAGACAUUCCUCUCGCCCUUCCAGAACGCGGCGAUCCGAGCAAGAAGAGCAGCGAGCCAACGUUAUAUGACAUCAUUGAGAAGCGCCAAAAAGAGCUUCUCAAACAAGCAGAAAGCCUGGGGAAAGCGCCAGCGCCAGCGUUGGGCAAAGGGCUGCCAUCAAAACCAACAGGCACUCGAUAUGUAACUGUCGACGCGUCGGGGAACUUGGUGGAGGCUGACGGCAAUGUCGAAAGCCCAAUCCCCAUGAACAUGGGCACACAAAAAGCCAAACCAGGCCGCAAAGCACAACCAAAAGACAAUAACGACGACCCCGAGCUGGAGAUAGACAAGCCUCUCCCUCCUCUACUCGAUACCAUCCUACUUGCCAUUCCUCUCACAACCCUUCACCUCACCCUGGCCUAUCUCGCCGCACAUCAGUAUGCCGAAUCGACCAACAUCCCCGUCCUCAUCAAAGAAUCGAUCUUUAUCACCCUCCCUCUCCUCACUUUCCUCGUCCACUUCGUUCACGGCCAUAUCGUUUCUUUCAAACUCCAUACCAGCUUUGGCUUCCUCGCGGCCCGGCCAGUUUCGGUUCUCCCGCUCACGCGCGACAAGUUCACAUUCUUUUUCCUCCGGCGUCUGGUCUUCCCGCCAACACUUCGAACUAUAAUUCUGCUUCCCAUCUCAAUGCUAUUGGGAGCUCAUCUUAUUACCAUUACGAAUGGGGAGCCGUACUAUGCUGUUAUGAAGAAGGCGCCUGCUUUUGGCACUAUGUGGAUCUGGUGUAUUUUGGAGAUGUCCUUCGGACCGGCGGUUCUUGGGGCGCUGGGACCAUUGAUUUGGGGCGUUUACUAUAUGGGAUAUGGUAUUUUUUGA